GGGCGCUGGUGGGGGAGGGAAGAUGGCGGAGCGCUGGGGCGGCGGCGCGUGAGGCUGCGGUGUCCGGGACCGGCGGGACGGGGCGAGCGGCGAAGCCACAGCGCGUGGGCUUGGAGAGCGAGGUACCGGCCUACGGUCUUUCAGAACCAAGAUCAGCCAUGGCCACAGAGAUUGGCUCCCCGCCCCGGUUUUUCCAUAUGCCAAGGUUCCAGCACCAGGCGCCUCGGCAGCUGUUCUACAAGAGGCCUGACUUUGCCCAGCAGCAGGCGAUGCAGCAGCUCACUUUCGAUGGGAAGCGGAUGAGAAAAGCUGUGAACCGAAAGACCAUAGACUACAAUCCCUCUGUAAUUAAAUACUUGGAGAAUAGAGUAUGGCAGAGAGACCAGCGAGAUAUGCGAGCAAUCCAGCCUGAUGCAGGAUAUUAUAAUGAUUUGGUUCCUCCUAUAGGAAUGCUGAACAACCCUAUGAAUGCUGUAACGACAAAAUUUGUUCGGACGUCUACUAAUAAAGUAAAAUGCCCGGUGUUUGUUGUCAGGUGGACUCCUGAGGGGAGACGCUUGGUCACUGGUGCAUCUAGUGGAGAGUUCACUUUAUGGAAUGGACUGACUUUCAAUUUUGAAACGAUAUUGCAGGCUCACGACAGCCCUGUAAGGGCUAUGACUUGGUCACACAAUGAUAUGUGGAUGCUGACAGCAGACCACGGGGGAUAUGUGAAAUACUGGCAAUCCAACAUGAACAACGUCAAGAUGUUCCAGGCACAUAAGGAGGCGAUUAGAGAGGCCAGUUUCUCACCCACGGAUAAUAAAUUUGCUACAUGCUCUGACGACGGCACUGUUAGAAUCUGGGACUUUCUACGUUGCCAUGAGGAGAGAAUUCUUCGAGAGUUUCCUGUUCAAGCCGAACACCAGUGCGAAAGCUCAUUUCCUGCAGAGCAGCCUAUGUGCGCACAUGCAUGCAGAGCUCACAGUGAUCACAAGUGAACUUAUUUUUCAUUUGCUUACAAGUUCUGAAGAACUGUCUUCCCACCUAGUAAUACAGAAAUGGAGAAUUUUUUUCUUCCUUCAACUGUGUUUCUGGAUCUUCAUUAUCAAGUAAAAUACCAUCAAAUGUCUUUAAUUGUUUAAAUCUACUCCAUGGUUUGUAUACUCUGCACUAUCUGCCUGAAAGUGAAGGGUCUCUUCAAAGUUUUUGACAUGUGCUUUCUCAGUCAAAUAGCGAAUCCUGGGCCGAAUAGAAAAUCCAAAUUCAGAGAUUAUGCUUUCAGUAAUCAAAAAGAACCUGAGACCCAGAAGUACAUCUUCAGUUUGGUCUUUUACUUUGAAACACACAUUAGUAGCUAGCUUUCAGCCUUUGAAGCAGGUUGAAUGUAAGUCAACUCUAUAGUGGAUAAUUUAAAAAUAAAAAACCCAAUACACCUGAUGUUGCUGUUUCCAUCUUGCAUUUCUUUUGUCUUCACUGUCUCAGCAGGGAGGGAAAAUUCAGCAAAUUGAAGAGACUCUUGUACAUUGAUACUGUGUUUCUUGUAAGGGGAUGUAGUGUUUAAACCCUCUGUUUUCUAUGGCCUUGCUUCUUUGUGCUGUUAGGGUUUCAGGUAUAUCUAGUAUAUCGGUUAGUCUACUGAUUCAUCCUUACGUGAAUUAGUAUUAGAAGGAUUUUUUCCUCAGAAUGAAAGCCCAAAACGAUAGGAGACCCAUCUGAUCGUGGCAUCAACUAUAUCAAUCUAGAGAAGGCAAAUCCUAGAAUUUUCAAACAUAAAAAGAUGAGCUGUUUUGAGAUGCUAGUAUUGAAUCUGUUAAAUGUCUUUGUUGGUAGAUUUUAUUCUGACUGCAGGUCUCUGACCUUCAUUAAUUUUCUUUGCUUUGGCAAAGUGUGGAACAAGGGAUAAGUUGCAACUGAGUCUUUUGAGGUACAGUUGUCCUCUGAAUGGCUGUGCAUCAAACUUCUCAUGUUUUAGACACUAGAAACUCUAGGGAACUUGAUCACUUGGUUGUUAACAGUGAAUCUGAAAGGCUUUUUUCCUUCACUAACAGUUCAGAUCACUUGCACAGUCAGUGAUGCAGGAGCCCUUUUGUUCCUCGGUAUGUGUUGUGCCAGCCUUGAUGCUGCUUCUUUGGGCUUCAUGCAUAGAGAGCCCUUUACACGGUCUCACUCACUUCAUCUCAUUAGGAAACUCUGUCAGCUUGGUGAGAUUGAGUUAGGAAUUUCGUAGACAAUUUCCAACUUCUAAAUGGAAGUCGUCACACAAAAUAAACUUUCCUAGCAUCUUUCUCUGUAUCUUUUUAGAGUUUAUUAACACCAAGGACUUGAUGUGUGAAUACGCCUUUAUUGAGCUUACAGGUGACAUCAGUCAUCUCUGCUUGUUAGUGUGGUGGGUAUAACAAACAUUACAUGGGAAGAAUCUAGUAUCUUCAUGCUUGAGGCUACUAGAGACGAUGGUGUCAUCUAGCAAAUCGAUUUUAUUCCUGAAUAAUACUUUCAAGUCUCUAUUAUCUUGGUUUUCUAUUAGAGUUAGAAUUGAAUAGUUAACAAAAUCUAUUUCUUUUAAAUGUGAAAACAUCUAAGAGUUGAGAAAGAAACUUCCCACCUUUGACUUGCAUCGGAUUCCUAUUUGUGAAGUGUUUGGAAUUGGACAAAAAAUGUAUUCUCAUCAACUAUACUUGAAGUCCUUUGGUUUCUGUGAUGAAAAGACAUUGGUUAGGGGGUAGCUUCAUGAUGCCUUUGCUCCCUGAAACAGUGCCAGGAGGUUUAGAGGGUGCUGAAGUCUGAUCAUGGAGCUGAUUGCAUCUGAUAUACCUUAAAAGCUUUUAGUUUAUAUUGCAGUUCAGUUCUGAGUAGUGUUGCAGUACAAUACAGUAAGUCUUAGAUUUCUGAUUCUCACCUAGAAUCUAGUGGUGUAAAAAUCCUGAAAAGUUAAUAGCUAAGAAUAUAUAGAAUUCUCAAAGAAUGGGUAAAAGAGAUCAUGAGAGAUGAGCCACAACACCACAUUAUGAAAAAGUUACACUGGAUACUUGUGUCAUCACUCCGUAUGCGACAAGAGUGAAGAGGUGCUGUGAGAGAAUGAGAUUAUUUCAGAUUCAGGUUUGAAGUCUCUUUUCCUCCCUGAAAAUUGCCCUGAAGCUGGAAGUUCUAACAUCUCUCACUUUUAACUGCAAGGGAAAAUUUUACACUGAAAAGGCUAAUAUUUGUAAUAAAUCUGUUUUGUUUAGCUUGGAGGAAUAUUGAGAAACUGUUUCACAAGUCACUCAGCACUUAGUGCUGCUGAAAUACAUGAUACUUCCUUAAGAAGUUUUACAUUAGUAGGGUUUUUUGCAUCUCCUUCCUUUUAUGUGUUUGAUAUUGCUAGGGGUAGGUAAUACUCAAGUAGGUGAAGCCUUUUUUACCAUUUGCUAGUAGGAAUAAUUCGGUGGUGAGACCUUUAGCAUCAUCUGGUGUGGUGUGACUAUAUACAGAAGUACACACAAUAUGCCUGGAACUCUGCGGAAGGCUCAGGACUGGCCUACAAUGAGAUCCCUUGAUGCUGCAGUGAGCUUUGUGUUAGAGUUCUGUUCUUCAUUGCUGGGGAAGGAAAACAGUCUCUUAAGCAGAUUAAAUUAGUACUAACAAAGAAAAUCCCAAACUACAGAGGCAUCUAAGUACUGAUGCCAAAUGUAUACCAGUCUUCCUUUCUCAGCGCAAAUGUAAUUGUUGAACAGGAAGCUGGUUGUGCGCAUUGGGGGUGAUAGCUUCCUGGUAUUGCACUCAUCAGUAUUUUUCAUAUCAAAGGUUCUUAACAGAAAAAAAAUUAUCUUCUCUGGUAAAAUAAUAUGUUGAUAAAUACUCAGAAUUGGGCACUAAUUUUUUUUUAUUUUUUUUUACUAGAGUCUUUUGUCUGACAUAACCAUUUCCUACUAGAGUGUAAUUAUAGAAAUACGCUGUUGCAAAAUAAAAGGUAGUAGUCUUGAAAAAACAAAAGCCACGGUUCUCUGGUGAAAAUUAAUUCAUGUCAGUGCUUAGAAACUUCUCUUGCAGUCUUUUUUACUCCACUUUUCUUUUGUCUCUUGAUUCAAUGGACCACUUUUUUUUUCUUUCCCCAUGGUUACUGUACGAAAAGCUUUUGUGCAUCUAAGUAAGCAUAGACUUUGCAAAGCGUUUGAUACUUUGUUUUGCUUCAUUUCAAUCGUGCAUACUCAAAAUCAUUUCCUAUUCUAGUACAUUUAGUUCAGAGUCAUAGUCUGACUUCAGUAGUGAGACAGUUUGCAUCAAGUUUGCAACAUUGCAGUUCUCAUACUUGAAGAUCACACACAUGGACAGCCAGGCACUGGCAAGUGGGGAGGCAGCUUGCAGAUCUCUUCCCUAAAAUAUGAUGGUGUUUAUUUCUCUCUUACCUACCUGGUCUUAUGACCUUUUCAUGAGAAAGUUUUGCUUAUCACAUGCUGUGUUUGUAGGAAGACACAGUCAAAAGAGAAGCUGGGGGAUGUGCUGAAAUGCAUAUAGCAGAUGAGGAGAAAGGGAUAAAUAAGAAUCCAGAAGAAGCUUUGGUUGAAGGUGGCUGAACUGAAGGAUAGCAAAUGGGAGGGAAAUGUGGAAGCUGUGUCAGAAUGAAAAGAAACUUCAUAAAACAACAGCUGGUGUUAUGAUUGAGAAGAGAUACUGGCAGUGUGAGCAAGGAGAUGGGAACGAGGUGUUGAAAAGUAGCUGAAGUUUUGCUCCUGGCGUGGUGGGGGUAAAUCAGGCAAACUCAAGUUUCUGAGCACCCAGAGGAGAGGCUGGGCUAUAGUGGCUGCACAACACACUCAGACACAAGCAGACAGUAAGUCAUGUACCAUGAGCCCGUGUGUCUGUGUACUACGAUGUGUAUGUGGAAAUGUGUAAUAACACACAUUUUUGUGCCUCGAUAUCUUUUAAAUUUUAUUUUCUAAUUCGUGACUCCUAGAGACUCCAAGGUGAUGAGUUUGAGUAGAGUUAGGAACAUGUUUGGCAUUCAUUUGGGAGAUAAAGAUGGAGUGUUGUUAUAGUGAGUGAUACCAUCCUUCCUAUUCUAACUAGGAGAGAGCUCUCUACCAGUUGAUUAAAACUCUUUGUGGCUUUUUAGUCCCUAAGAAGUAACAUGGAAUUAAAAAAGUAAAAUUUCCCCCUUCAUGUUUUGUCAGUUUAACAGCUCUAAAAUUGAAAUAUGUAGUGGUUGCUCUUCAGACCUAAGGCUGAGUCUGAAUUGCUUCCGUUGGGAGUAUCAUUGAGGUCCAUAUGUGCUGUAGGCUUCUGCAAAAAAUGGUUGCUUCUACCAAGGCUCCAAGAUCUCAGAGAGUAAACUUCAAUUUCCAUUCAAAAAAGCUGAGGACUGUGUUCCCCUUGGCUGCUUAAAAUUGGGAAAGCAGUAUCUUCUAGUAAAAAAGCAAACCCUGCUUUCUGGUGUGUGCUGGCAGAUACAGAUUUUCUAACAUAUGUCCAAUAGCUUUUUAUUUGCCUUUUUCAUUUAGAAUGUUGGAGGAUUGAAACAUUUUACAUGUUAUAUUUGAAUCUUACUUUUAAAACUUCUAUCACUUUAAAAGAACUUUCCUCUAAACCGAGUUGUAACACCUGGUAAAUUAGGAGCUUAACUAGUUAUUCCAGCUCUCAAGGAGUAGGAUGAAUUGAUGAAAAAAAUGUAGCUGAUCCAGUCUGUUGUUACUAUUAUGGGAUGUUAGCAAAAAUCGAGUCUAAAUACUGAUACAGUACUUCUGCAUUUUAAAUCCUCCUUAUAGCUGACUUCCUUCUCUGUUCUCAAAGAUGAUCCUGGAGAUCUUAUUUUUGUGUUAAGGUUUAAGGAAGGAGUAGCUCUGCUAAGUAUUUACUGUCCUCAGAUUGAGGAUUUGCAUAGCAAGACUUCAGCAGUCUUGCCUUGCUUAACAUAAGGCCCAGUCCUCAUUGAGAGUUAUUUUUCAUCAGAGGUUGAGGUUCCUCCUGCCUUUAGAAAUGAUGAGUACACUUAGGGAUUAAAAAAAUCAGCGUAUCUUCUUUCGAGUCAAUGAAAAGCUGAUUUACACCCCCAAACUUUCCAUCUUGAGAUGAGGUGUGAAGUUUAGAUUAAAGUAAAACAUUUUCCUGUGAAAAGAUAAUUUUCAUGUCUCUUGUAUUUGGAGCUAAUAACACAAAUUGCUGGAUGAAUGCUAUUCACAGGUGAGUAAUUUCCCACUUAAGUCCAAGUCUAAUCGGAAUCCCCAGAAGCCUGAGCUCAAACUCACUUGAUGUUCCAGGUAUGUUGCUGUUAGAAAAAAAUAAGUAUAAUGGUAAGGUUAAGAGUUAGUAAAAAGAAAAUAGUUUAUCUCCUCUAGUCUGCUGGAAAACACACUUAAAAUGCCAUUUUUACUGGGGAGAUGGAGGCUCUAAUUUUCUUUUGGUUUUUUUUAGCUAUUCUCUUACUAGUGCAGUAGAACAGUGUGAAUGUGUUUGUUCCAUUUUAGAUAUUGUUCAGUCUCAGUCCUUGGAGGUUUUCAAAAUAUGCAGCAGCCUGAUCUGACCCAAUAGCUUCGAGGAGAAGGUUGAACAAAAGACUUGUGAGGUUCCUUCCAACCUGACUUGCCCUGUGAUCUUAUGAUACUGAAUUCCCCUGUUUUGCCUACUGGGAAACCAACAAAAUAUCCUUGUGAUGUCAUUUUGAGUGACCUUCAGCAGUUCCUAGCAUAUAUGACAUAAGGAACUAAUCGUCAACAUCUUUUUAGUUUGUUUUUCCUCCAGCUUUCAACAUGCCUGAGGAAAUACACACUACCUAUUUGGACUGGAAAGAUUUCUGAAUGUUUAGUGGAAGUUUUUCCAGAUAUUAUGCAUAUUUAAUCAUCCCACAGUGAUUAAUAGUUUGGUCAGCUUAAUUUUUAUGGAAGUUUAAGGUGUGCAUAUAGUCCUACAAGCAGUGGGUUUGUUGUAGAUAAGAUGGGAGAUGUGAUAGCAUGCUGUAAGCAUCUGCAGUACCCCCAUCAAUGUGUAACCACAAGUAAAAAGACAUCUCUAGAUACACAGAUAUACAUAAAUAUGGAAUGCAUGUGUAACCUGAGACUCUAGAACUACACAGCCUUCAUAAGGGUGCCCAGUGGCACAUUUUAUAGACUUAAAUAUUACUUUGCUGCUUUCUUGUUGUUUUGGUUUUUUUUCAAAAUUCUGCAGUCCUGAAAUAGAAUGUGCAGACAGGGUUGUAAAGCUCUAAAACGUGUACAAUUACACUAGAUUGAAAAUGUCUGCUUUUUAAGGAAAAAGUAAUGUAGGUAACUGAUUUACUCUCUAAACAGAAGCAGCCUGGGUGGGUCCACCUGCUUUGUCAUGGCAGUUCUGGAAGUUGUGUUUCUUUAGAUCAUGUUUCUAAGCUCUCCAAAGUGAACAUCAGCCUUUAGUUCUAGAUGAAAUGUUUUGGGUUUUUUUUAAACAAAAGCUGGUGUACAUAGUAUAUUUAAUUGUUCAUGUCUACACCUAUCCCAGGUCUUGACUGACCUUUAUGGCUAAAACUAAAUUUUAAAAUUAAUUUUCAAGUAUAAGCAUAUUAAGAUAAGACUGUAGAAUAUUAAAUAUAAUUUUGGGGCUGUAAUGUUUUUUAGUUAAAAAAAAUGUAGAAGUUGCUUUGUCUUGAAACAUGUUACUUUUCAAGCACUUGAAAAGUCCAAGCCAGAUUUAUUCUGGUUUUCCUACUACAGAUGAGUUUAGAAAGGAAUAACACAUUUCAAAAUCUGUUGACAAAAUUCCCCCUUCUGAUUGUAAUUAAUCAGUAGGAAGGAACAGUUGCACUUGGAAAAGAACUUCCUGGAUGUCUGUCAAGCAUGCUUGUACAUAGCACAGUUACAAGAUCUAAAAAUUGUUACAGGAUGUCUCUGUUUUCUAAAGCUAGGCAGGUGUUUGUGCCUGGUGAGGGGCAGCCCUCCCUUUCCUUCACACCUGCUUCUUUCUUUCUUGCCAUGCAUAAUUCAUAGGCAGAAAUAAUGCUUUUGGGUAGAAUAGCUGAUAGAGUUCAAAGAAGGGAUGGUUGGUGGUUGGUUUGUGUUUUUUGCCUAAAGCCACACCAGCCUGUCUUGGGGAGACAGAAAUUUGCUCACUUGAGAUCAGCUGAUAUGUUUGGAUUAGGUGUUUUCCCUACAGAUUUUGUUGUAUCCCCCUAAAUCCUCCAACAGCAAUGACUCUUUGUGUUGCUCACCGAGCAGGAACUCCACCUGCUUAAAAUGAAUGUAGAAGUGUUUUCUCAUUCUCAAAAUAAUGAAAUCAAGUGAUUAGGAAUAUUGGUAAUGUUGAUGAGUACGGAUUUCUGUGGAUCACCCUUCUUCUGGAGCUUCCUGUUCUCCAGAGACUUAGCAGUAAGCGUAUGGUACUAAGACUAGGAAUGUAAAAAGCAACAUUCACUCAGACAAUUAUUUUAAUUCAUUACAUUGAUUUAUACUCCGCAGUUGUAUUUUGGAGGUCUUUGGACAAAGGUAGGUUCUCUUUUGCACUAUUCCCAGCUUAUCAGGAGUAACCUUUGCUUCAGAGGAAUGGGGGGAAAAAAAGGAUCAUUCCACUCACCUACAUAAGCAUGUUAGGUUUAUCAUUCCUGCACCAUGUAUUGCAUUUGCUGACAAUCUCAAACAGGGCUUUUGUAAAAAUGCCAUCAGAAGUUUUAAUGCGAGUACUAAACUUUAGAAUUUCUGUGUUUACAAACUGGAACGCUGGAGGCUUUAAAUAGCAGGUACAGCCCUGCCAGCCAUUUUUGUAGAGAUGUGACUGCUGCUUCCUGUCUGAAAAAACCCAUCCUGCCUGUCAUGGGGUUCCUCAUGUGCUCGUGCUUCUCUCCCACUUUGCCAUGUUCUUUUCCCUGUGUCUGGAAUUCUUCAAGGACCAUAUAGUCUUUCUUCCUAAGAGCUCUUACUGGGUGUGUUUCCAACACUUGUCACCAUGAGAAUGCCUGUUCCUAGUAAGUGAAUGGAAAUGCUGGCAGUUAAGUCUGUAUUGUGCAUAAUGGUUGAAGCUGCAGUAGUUCCUGCAGGACUGUCCUCCCAGGUAUCAUCACUGCAGCAAGCCUCAGCUCUUGACUGAAAUUUAAAGAAGGUUCUAAAGAAUGGUGGUUUAUUCCACAGAAAUUCUUUACUAGAAAUAUCAGAAGUUACUUUUAACCCAUUGCAAAUGGAUUAAAACCCAUUUGAAUGACCAAAUUAAUAACUUUUGUUCCAGCAGAAUAUUAGUAUUUGAAUAAGUUUUGUUAACUUUUUUGCAAGAUGUCAAAAUGCAAGUAAGGAACAGGCAUGAGACAGAUUUUCCUGAAAAACACCCAGAAGGAUUUAUUAGAGCAGCAGUUAGUAAAAGCACCUAACAAAAAUUGUUUAGUAGUGGCAUUUAAAAAUUAACAACUAAUGAGAAUUUUAAAUUUGAAGUGCCAUAUUAAAAAUCUUAAAAAUUCAUGCUGCAUUUGCUAAAACUGAAGAGUAUCAGGAUAUUUUUCCUGUCUGCUAUUUGCUGUCCUUGCACAGAUAGGGGGGCUUGAGUUUAGGAGUGUAAAGUUAAUUCAGUUACGAGGAUUUUCUUUAAAAACUACUGUAGCAUCUGUAAAGUGUACUUGUUUGUACAUGAUGGCAGGAAUAACAGGGUUUGCUGCUUCCUGUCCGAUAGGAUUUAUCUGCCAUGUGUGCUGCAUCUCACUGCAGGUGUCAUGGGAAAGAACUUAAACCCCAGAAUUUUCUGUUCUGGGCAAAAUGUGUUGAUGCAAAGGCAUGCCUGGCUGUGCCCCU
Molecule: messenger RNA, 9692 nt
Organism: Apus apus (common swift)
Lineage: Eukaryota; Metazoa; Chordata; Aves; Apodiformes; Apodidae
Gene: WDR33
Product: WD repeat domain 33
Exons: 8
Coding region: 159-980 (273 amino acids)
Cellular component (GO): mRNA cleavage and polyadenylation specificity factor complex
Molecular function (GO): protein binding
Source: RefSeq, a predicted model, not a curated record